Molecule: messenger RNA, 1018 nt
Organism: Orycteropus afer afer
Lineage: Eukaryota; Metazoa; Chordata; Mammalia; Tubulidentata; Orycteropodidae
Gene: NMNAT2
Product: nicotinamide nucleotide adenylyltransferase 2
Biological process (GO): NAD+ biosynthetic process
Cellular component (GO): Golgi apparatus
Molecular function (GO): nicotinamide-nucleotide adenylyltransferase activity; nicotinate-nucleotide adenylyltransferase activity
Source: RefSeq, a predicted model, not a curated record
CCGGAGCCUCGCCUUCCUUUCUCCCUCUGCAGACAUACCGAGACACAAAAAAGAGAGGCGACCCCUGGACCAGCGCGAGGGGCCCACACGCACGAUGACCGAGACCACGAAAACCCACGUUAUCUUGCUAGCCUGCGGCAGCUUCAAUCCCAUCACUAAAGGGCACAUUCAGAUGUUCGAAAGAGCCAGGGAUUAUCUGCACAAGACUGGAAGGUUUAUUGUGAUUGGUGGGAUUGUCUCUCCUGUCCACGACUCCUAUGGAAAACAGGGCCUUGUGUCGAGCAGGCAUCGUCUCAUCAUGUGUCAGCUGGCAGUCCAGAAUUCCGACUGGAUCAGGGUAGACCCAUGGGAGUGCUAUCAGGACACCUGGCAGACAACCUGCAGUGUGUUGGAACAUCAUCGGGACCUCAUGAAGCGGGUGACUGGCUGCAUCCUCUCCAAUGUCAACACACCUUCCAUGACACCUGUGAUCGGACAGCCCCAGCAUGAAACCCCCCAGCCCAUUUACCAGAACAACAAUGUGCCUGCCAAGCCCACUGCAGCCAAAAUCUUGGGGAAGGUGGGCGAGAGCCUAAGCCGGAUCUGCUGUGUCCGCCCACCGGUAGAACGCUUCACCUUCGUGGAUGAGAACGCCAACCUGGGCACAGUGAUGCGGUACGAGGAGAUCGAGCUGCGGAUCUUACUGCUGUGUGGCAGUGACCUGCUGGAGUCCUUCUGCAUCCCAGGGCUCUGGAACGAGGCAGAUAUGGAGGUGAUUGUUGGAGACUUUGGAAUUGUGGUGGUGCCCCGGGAUGCAGCUGACACAGACCGAAUCAUGAACCACUCCUCAAUACUCCGCAAAUACAAAAACAACAUCAUGGUGGUGAAGGAUGACAUCAACCAUCCCAUGUCUGUUGUCAGUUCAACCAAGAGCAGGCUGGCCCUGCAGCAUGGGGAUGGCCAUGUUGUGGAUUACCUGUCCCAGCCCGUCAUCGACUACAUCCUCAAGAGCCAGCUGUAUAUCAAUGCCUCUGGCUAG